CCUAAGCCAAAGCAGAGGCAGCGGAUAUAAAUACAAAUAUUUGUGUUGCAAAAUGAAGUUAUAAUACAUAAAAAUAAUUAAAACUUGAUUUAAGAGAAACGCCAGUAUGACGUAUCUUGAUAAAAUAUGCCGUGCAUGUCUGAAUGUCAAAGAAUCUUUCAAAUAUGUUCUAUUUGAUAAUGUUUCACCAGAAUUGUAUUCAUUUUGUACAUCAGUUGAAGUGUACCAAAAUGAAAAUUUACCUAAGACAAUAUGCGACAGCUGCUACGAUAUUCUUACAAAAUUUUUCAAUUUUAAACAAACAUGCAUCAAAUCCCAAAAUACUUUACUUGAAUGUAAAAACAAUGUGAAAACAGAAAAUGUAACAGAUCUUCGUGAUGUUGAUAUAGGGAUACAGGAAAAUGAUGAUCAUGACUAUGAAAGUGGAUUUGAACCGGAGGCCAUUAAGAUGGAACAAAAUGUAGACAAACUUAUAGAUGAUGAUUACAAUGAUAUUAGGACUGAUAAUGCUAUUACAGACAAUGACUCAUCUAGUUGUAAUAGAAAAAAAAAGAAGAAAGGUUCUAAAAAACUACAAGAAAUGUCAUCGAAACAUUUGAUUGAAAAUUCUGUGUCAAAAAUAAAUUUAACAUGUAAAGGAAAAAGAAGGAAGCUAAUUUUGAUCUGUAAAAUUUGCAAAAGAAGCUACAGUUUACCAGAACGAUAUGAAGCACACAAAUUGGAACAUGAGGGUAAAAAAGUAACAAUACGUUGUCCUGUAUGUGACAAGAUAUUUGUAACAUGGAGUGGUCUGUUUAGGCACAAGGCGAGGCACACACAUCUCGAACGUUUCAAAUGUCGCACGUGUGGCAAAGAAUUUAAGACCAGAAACACACUUCGCAUGCAUCGCGACACGCAUAAAGAACGAAAGUUCUGUAUAUGUGAUGUUUGCGGAAAGAAUUUCCUUUCACUCAGUAGUUUAAAGAAUCAUUUAGAAAUUCAUAACGAAAGUAGAGAAAAAAAAUAUGAAUGUGGUGAAUGCGGAAAGAAAUUUUAUGCAAACCCAAAUUUAAGAAGUCACAUAUCGAAACACCACAGAGAGAGAAAAAAAUUUAUAUGUCAAAUAUGUUCAUUUCCAUUUACAGAUAAAUAUUGUUUAAUAAAACAUUUGCGCUUACAUGAAGGUUUGAAGUUAUUCAAAUGUGAUAUAUGUGAGAAAUCCUAUGCAAGAAAAAUAGCUUUAAUAGAACACAAAAGAGUACAUUCCGGAGAGAGACCAUUUACAUGUACAGACUGUCCGAAGAGUUUCCCAACUAAGCAAAGACUAAAUGAACAUUAUAGAACACAUACAGGUGAAAAACCACAUAAAUGUGUAGUGUGUAAUCAGAGCUUUUCACAACGAGGUACAAUGAAGAGGCAUAUGAAGGUACAUGAUAAAUUGCCUACUACCCACAUUUAAUUGAUGGGUAGUUAUAAAAAAAACCGAAGUGGUACAAGCAAUGAUUACCAUCAAAUAUGCCAAAGAAUACCGCGUCACACUGCACAUUCAGAAAGAUUGAAAUAAAACAAAUGUUUUUAAUUAAUCGAUUACCCUUUUUUAUUACUAAAACUUAAAGCUGAUUCCUAACACUUUGAUAUCACGAUUCAUAAAAAAUUGACUGAUUUUAUUUCUACGCGUUACACGCUUUAUAUUAUUUGAUAUAAAGUUUUGUGAGUUGUACAGACUGGCUGG
Papilio xuthus (Asian swallowtail) is the source of this 1711-nucleotide messenger RNA. Its product is annotated as zinc finger protein 501. Gene Ontology annotation, molecular function: zinc ion binding. NCBI's taxonomy places the organism in Eukaryota, Metazoa, Arthropoda, Insecta, Lepidoptera, Papilionidae. The record is from RefSeq and is a predicted model, not a curated record. Gene Ontology annotation, cellular component: nucleus. The transcript has 6 exons. The coding region runs from base 107 to 1438 and encodes 443 amino acids.